This is a messenger RNA of Aspergillus welwitschiae, 792 nucleotides long. RefSeq lists its product as uncharacterized. The transcript has a single exon. The annotation marks the transcript as partial. The record is from RefSeq and is a predicted model, not a curated record. NCBI's taxonomy places the organism in Eukaryota, Fungi, Ascomycota, Eurotiomycetes, Eurotiales, Aspergillaceae.
UCUAGAUUAUUUGUGACUGUUCAUACUCAUCAUUUACUGUCUUACUUGACUCUUUAUACAACCACCACCACCACCACCACCACUACUACUACUCCAUUUGAACUAUAUAUCCACCCAGACUAGUAACCAGUGCUACCAACAAAACCAUACACUUCCUUCCUCAAGCAUUUCGAAAAAAUACAACCGAAACCAUGCCUGAAUCAGUCAAGUCCACUUCCACCUUCGACGACGCCUCGUCUAGCUAUAGCGUCUCCUCUACCGCAUCAACAUUGAAAGACCUCAAAGCCACGAGCAAGAAGUGGCUACCUAGCAAGGAGAAGAAGGAGGAGACCAAGUCAGCUUCGCCUAAGCCUGCCUCGCCUAAGCCUGCCAAAGAAAAGAGCCGUGCCCCGUCCACCAACUACACGACUCUCGCGACGUACUUGUCUUUGAAAUGAACGCCUAUCUGCAGUUGGGUGCUGGACAUACAACAUGGAUGAGGAGGAAAGAGGACUUUAAUUAUAACGAGGAUAUGCGCGUGCUUUAUAUAGACUUUGUUCAUUCGCUGGGUCUGUGCUAUGAUAAUGGCGUCGGAGUUGGAUAAAAGCUGCUUUGAUGAUUUUGUUGCUACAUGACUGGGGAAGACUUGCUUGUGGAUUCACAGACCUAAUCGGACGCUUAAUUCUUGUCAUCACUUUUUGUAAUCAGAAUAAUUAUCAUUGCUUCGUCUAAACUGUCAUCGUUUGUACUGUUGUAUAGAUCUAGGGUCCGCACACCCACUAGUGCUACAAAGGGCCAUUAAUUAAUCGGGAC